Molecule: messenger RNA, 945 nt
Organism: Adineta steineri
Lineage: Eukaryota; Metazoa; Rotifera; Eurotatoria; Adinetida; Adinetidae
Source: the annotation of a GenBank genome assembly
AUGAACACAACAACUUUUCUUGUUUCUCUAUUAAAAGAUUCUAAUACUUCAAUCAUAAUUAACCAAUCAUGGUUUAUUCUUGUCGAUAUUCUAGCACUUAUAUGUAUUAUUCUAGCCAUUUUAAUGUCAUUAUUAUUUUUAUGUAUUGUUUUAACCGAUAAAACAUGUCAUACUGUUCCUAUGAUACUUAUUACUAAUUCAUGUUUUUCUGGUUUUUCAUUAACGCUUAUUUUAUUUUGGGUGACAAUUUUUACACUUUAUAAUGAUCUUCAACAAAUUUAUUAUCAAGAUUUAUUUUGUAACUUUCGAGGUUAUAUGGGUUAUGUUACUUGUUUUGCAACAAUGUAUUCUUAUUUCUUACAAGCGAUUCAUAGUUAUUUAAUAGUUAUUUAUCCAACUCGUUUAUUUUGGCAAUCAGCAAAAUUUCAAUUUUUGCUCAUUAUUUUAACAUGGAUCGCUGCUUUUAUUUAUGCAUGUCCACAAAUAGCUACUAAUGCGAUCAAAUAUUCUGUUGAUGAUCAAAUAUGUCAACUACCACUGCAUCUUUCUUUCUUAACAGUUUAUAAUCCACUUUUUGUUUAUAUAAUACCAAUAAAUGGUAUUGUAUUUAUUUAUUUGAAAUUAAUUCGAUAUGUUAAAGAAAUGAAUAAACGUGUUACAUUAGUAAAUAGAUUAUUACGUGCAAAGAAAGAAUUAAAAAUGGUUUUUCGAAUUGUUAUACUUAUAUCAAUUUUCUUAAUACUUGGUAUACCUUAUACAAUAUUUGUGUUCAUGGGAUAUUUUACUUCACCACCAAAAUAUCAUUUUCGUAUUGCUUUGACAUUUAUCGAAAUAUCAUUAGUAUUUGUUAUGAUUGCUUUAUUUAAAUUUACUGAUCCAGUUCGAACAUCAAUAAUGAAAAGAAUAAAUAGACAACCAAAUGUAGUUGUAGCAACAAUAAUAUAA